AUGCCCUCAGUUGCAGAGAAAGGGAACUCGUUGGAGAGCCUUUCCUCUCUCUUUCCGCUGACAUUCCCCAUCCCAAGUCCAGUUACUCACCCUGGCCUCGUAACUGUAAAGGAUCUCCACCGCGAAGAGGACCUCCUCCGUAAUCCCCAGUCUUUUCGCGCCUGGUGGUCAGCAAUCCAUACCGCACGGGAUGCAUAUACGUCUCUAAUCAAAACAGAACGGCCCUCAGAUCUCCCCGAAGAGCUUGCAGCACUUAUUAGGCCUCUGUCGACACCGCUUCGCCGUAUAUCGUUGCAACGCCUGACGUACCUCUAUGAGUCGGCGUUGGUCCAAUUUCCUGGCUCAUUCAAGAUGUGGAAGUCGUAUCUGACGAUGCGGAUGUCGUACGUGCUGGGUAAGCAAAUUGUGAAAAAGAGAGCUGGCGGCAAAAAGAAGUUUCCCGAGAUGAAGGACGCGCUGGAGGAGGAAAAAGAAGAUCUUGAGGAGUGGGAGGAAGGCUUGGACGGAACUGUGGGCUGGGAAGAGUGGAAGUCGCUUGUUGCAACCUUUGAACGCGCUCUUAUGUGGUUGCCAAAGCUUCCCCGGCUAUGGCUCUUGUAUUUAUCAAUAUUUUUCCACCCCUCAUGUCCCCCAAUAAUUUCUUAUACUCAUGCGCGCCAUACUUUCGACCGAGCGCUGCGAACACUUCCGCCUUCCCUUCAUUUCCGUAUCUGGAUUCGAUAUCUCCUCUGGUCGGAGACACGAGGGGGAUCAACAAUGGUUGUAGUACAUCGUCGCUACAUUGCCGUUGACCCGAGUGUAACAGAACGCUUUACUUCUCUUCUACUUUCGUCUUCGACAUCAGACCCACGUCCUCUCGAAGCUGCAAAGCUUCUUCUUUCGCUGGCACGGAAGGCUUCGCGAGGGGAAUACGUCAGCCCCGAAGGGAAGAGCCCAUACCAGCUUUUGGGAGAUUGGCUGGACGUCGUCGAGAAGUUUUCGGAUGAUGUAGGCUUGGACAUGGAUGAGACCGACGUCUCCAAUGCAAGCAACGAACAGGCUGAUGGCGCAAAGUUGUCGGAGUCCGGUGCGGCUGAUGGUCAAUCCAAACCCGUUCCAGAUCAUGACGAAGACGAGGAUCCUACGAGCCCGCGCAAACUCAAUAUCGAGAGGAUCAUACAGAAAGACGGUCUUAACGUGUACAAGGACCAAGCGGGUCGCUUGUGGACUGGCUUAGCAACAUACUGGAUUAAGCGUGGAGAAUUUGACCGAGCGAAGGAUACCUUUGAACAAGGCAUCUCAUCGGUGCUGACUAUUCGCGAUUUCACGCAGAUCUUCGAUGCCUAUGCGGAAUUCUGCGAGUCCUUAAUUUCUGCCAUGAUGCAGAAUCUGGCCGAUGAGGAAGACGAAGAAGAUGCCGCAGAGACGGAGAAAGAGCUCGAUAUUAGGAUGAAGGAUUUUGAGGAUUUAAUGGAUCGACGACCAUUCCUUGUGAAUGAGGUACUGAUACGACGAAAUCCCAAUGACGUUCAGGAGUGGGAGAAAAGAGUGGCUUUAUGGGGGGAGGAUGACGAAAAGGUUGCUGAAACAUACACCAAAGCAUUGGAGACUGUUGUGCCUCGAAAGGCGACAGCUAACUUGCAUCGGUUAUAUAUCAACUUUGCCAAGUAUUACGAGGAGGGCGGCGCAAGUGGAACGGCCGAACCGGACCUUGACAGUGCUCGAAAGAUUCUCGAGAAGGGGACUAAAGUGAACUUCAAGGCCGUGGAAGACCUGGCCGAAGUCUGGUGCGAAUGGUCAGAGCUGGAGAUUCGACACGAAAAUUAUGAUGAAGCUAUUCGGGUAAUGCAACGUGCAGCGGCUAUUCCUAAAAGCACAAGAAUAAAUUACCAUGAUCACACAUUAUCAGCACAGACGCGCUUGUUCAAGUCUCUUAAGCUUUGGUCAUUUUAUGUUGACCUUGAGGAGUCUAUAGGCUCGGUGGAAUCCGCAAAAGCGGUCUACGAUAAGAUCCUGGAGCUCAGAAUAGCAAAUGCCCAAAUCAUCGUCAAUUAUGCUGCGUUCUUGGAAGAGAACAAAUACUUUGAGGAGAGCUUUAAAGUCUACGAACGAGGCGUUGAGCUGUUUACUUUUCCCAUAUCUUUUGAGAUAUGGAAUAUAUACUUGUCGAAAUUCAUCAAACGAUAUGGUGGCACGAAAAUCGAACGUGCUCGGGAUCUUUUCGAGCAAGCUUUAGAGAAAUGUCCUCCAAAGUCAUGUAAACCACUCUUCCUGAUGUAUGCUCAGCUGGAAGAAGACCACGGCCUGGCUAAAAGAGCCAUGUCUAUCUUUGACCGUGCUACUAAAGUCGUUGCCGAUGAAGACAAGUUUGAGAUGUUCACUAUCUACAUCGCCAAAGCCACCGCCAAUUACGGGCUUCCGGCCACGCGUCCCAUAUAUGAACGGGCCUUGGAGGUUCUUCCGGAUCGACAAACAGCCGAGAUAUGCCUCCGUUUCGCCGCUCUGGAACGCAAGCUCGGCGAAAUUGAUCGGGCGCGCGCCAUCUAUGCGCAUGCCUCUCAAUUCUGCGACCCCCGCGUCGACCCUCAGUUCUGGACCGAAUGGAAUAGCUUUGAAAUCGAGACAGGAUCUGAAGACACUUUCAGGGAGAUGUUGCGCAUUAAGCGUAGUGUGCAGGCACAAUUCAACACUGAGGCGAGUUACUUGGCGGCACAGACUAUGGCGGCGAGGCAAGGGACAAGGAAGGACGAUGAUUUGGAGGACGCAGUGGAGGAUGCUAUGGCUAUGGCUGAUAAGCAGGCUGGUUCUGCAAAGGGACCGGCCUUUCCCUGCCUCGUGUGGAUGAAGAGACACAGGAAGGUGUUCCAGCACCAGUAG
This is a messenger RNA of Guyanagaster necrorhizus, 2856 nucleotides long. Its product is annotated as protein prenylyltransferase. Gene Ontology annotation, cellular component: U2-type catalytic step 2 spliceosome; post-mRNA release spliceosomal complex; Prp19 complex. The coding region runs from base 1 to 2856 and encodes 951 amino acids. Gene Ontology annotation, molecular function: protein binding. The record is from RefSeq and is a predicted model, not a curated record. Gene Ontology annotation, biological process: mRNA splicing, via spliceosome; generation of catalytic spliceosome for first transesterification step. NCBI's taxonomy places the organism in Eukaryota, Fungi, Basidiomycota, Agaricomycetes, Agaricales, Physalacriaceae. The transcript has 10 exons.